This is a messenger RNA of Talaromyces rugulosus, 1779 nucleotides long. RefSeq lists its product as uncharacterized. Gene Ontology annotation, biological process: arachidonate metabolic process. The transcript is spliced from 3 exons. Bases 1 to 1779 code for a protein of 592 amino acids. Gene Ontology annotation, cellular component: membrane. The record is from RefSeq and is a predicted model, not a curated record. Lineage: Eukaryota; Fungi; Ascomycota; Eurotiomycetes; Eurotiales; Trichocomaceae.
AUGGACAAUACACCAUUGCGAAGGAAAGAUACUACGAAAGGCCCUCCCUUGAGGGUGCUUUCUCUAGAUGGGGGUGGCGUCAGGGGCUACUCGAUGCUAAUCCUCCUGCAAGAGUUGAUGUACCGGACAUACGUCGAAUGCGAAGGGCAGGCUCCCCGACGAGAUCAAAUUCCGAAGCCAUGCGACUACUUUGACCUCAUCGUCGGCACGGGCACGGGCGGGUUGAUUGCUAUUAUGCUGGGUCGACUCCGUCUGGACUUGGAAAAAUGCAAGGAGAUGUACGUGCGCAUGACAAAACGGGUGUUUGAAACGGACAAGACCAUCGCGGGCAUCCCGUACCGGUCGACGCUCUUCAAAGCAUCGAGGCUGGAAGAGGCAAUCCGGCAAUGUGUUCGCGAACAUACCAUCUACGAGUCUGAGGGGAAUGACUACAAUGCCAGCACUGCUGAGAUUACGAGCCCCGUACACAAUAUCCCUCAGCGCACUCUCAGUCGUUCAAGUAUAAGUUCCAGCAAUACAUCGCGCCCACCAGCAACUCCUACGAGCCAAAGGAACUCGAUAUUUGUCAACGGGUUUCGAUUCGGAAAUCCCGAUGCUGCGCUGUAUGAUAACCGCGAAUUCCGUACCAAAACAGCCGUGACUGCCAUCUACAAAGGCUCAAAAGCAAACGCACCCCCAGUGCUACUACGCUCCUACGACUCGAGAAGAGAACCACCCCCCGAGUUUGAAUGCACAAUCUGGCAGGCUGGCCGCGCCACAUCGGCUACUGGACUGGCCUUUAAGCCUAUCCAGAUUGGACAGCACGUGUUUAUCGAUGAAGGUGCUGGCACGUACAACCCGGCACCGCUUGCACUCGACGAAGCCGCCAUGAACGAAUGGCCUGGCCGAGAGGUUGGAGUGUUUGUCAGUGUGGGAACAGGAAAACGCCCCUCGGGGACCAGCCAUCGUCAACACGAAUGGUGGGAGGACUUUGUCGGAGAUGCUCUGGGCACGUUUGCUGAAGCGCGGCGACGCCUGAUGUCGAAGAUUGAGGGCUGCGAGGAGAUCCACCAAAAAAUGCUGAGGGAGCACCUGGCGAAGCGCAACGUGAAGAAAGAAAACUAUUACCGAUUGAACGUGGAAGUCGGCGUUGGUGAGUUUGGCAUGAACGAGUGGAAUCGACUUGCCGAUAUCAGCACCAGCACUCGCCGGUAUCUUUCCAAAGCAGAAGUUCAGGGUAUGACUUUGGAUGCUGCAUCGAAGAUGGCUCGGAUUGAACGGAUGCAUCGCCGCCUUGCAUCGCGCACAGCCAACGCAGAACCCGAUGUUGUAUCUCCCGUUGCGCCUGCAAUCGUCGUGCCGCCACCUUCAAACCCGAUUGCCAUCGAACUUCCAGCCGACGAUAUUCCUAUUGACCAUCGGCCUCAUAGCUUCAGCUUCAGCAGCAGCAUACCCCCUCGCGUUUCCGAUGAGAAGAUUGCAAUCAUGGGGCCUGAUGAACUGGCGCCGCAAGACGCAAACGCGAUCCGCACAUCAGGAGAGUAUCGGCCUAGCCCAGUAUCUUCCGGAUCACCGCGCCGUAGUGGUGAGCUGGAGACGAAUGCUCCCCCACCUCUACCUCCAAAGACACCCAUCCCGUAUCCAGACGACGGUGGAAGCACUGCAGGAAUCUCGAUGCCCCUUCCAGGUGGUCCCCGAAUUGCUCAACCGCAGGCACCUUUGAACCACCCUCGUCCGCCAUACCCGGAUGGGCCACCUGUAGUCAAUAAACUGCGGAAGCCGACAUACAAUGUGAGGUGA